AUGCAGAAAGGCGCGUUCAAAUUUACCCUGGGGGAGGCGGGGACGGCCGUUGACCCCACUCCUCCGCCGACCGUUAACCGCCCAUGCGUUCAAAUGGCCGCCGCCUGCGAGGGCGGCCGCGACGCGGACUCGCGCUACGCCAACCUCUUCAGGAAGCUGGACCUCAACGAGGAUGGGCGGGUGGACAUCGCCGAGCUGCAGACGGGGCUGCGCGCCAUGGGCAUCCCCCUGGGCAAGGAGGCCGAGGAGAAAAUUUUCAAAGCUGGAGAUACUAACCAGGAUGGGCAGCUAGAUUUUGAAGAAUUUAUGCAGUAUCUUAAAGAUCAUGAGAAAAAAAUGAAACUGGCAUUUAAGAGCCUGGACAAAAACAAUGAUGGCAAAAUUGAAGCAUCAGAAGUUGUCCAGUCCCUCAAGAUACUGGGUAUAAAUAUUUCGGAAAAACAAGCAGAAAAGAUUCUGCAAAGUAUUGAUGCUGAUGGGACAAUGACAGUGGACUGGAAUGAGUGGAGAGAUCAUUUUAUGUUUAACCCAGCUGCAGAUAUUGAAGAAAUAAUUCGAUAUUGGAAGCAUUCCACUGUAUUGGAUAUAGGAGAUAGUCUGACUAUUCCAGAUGAGUUCACUGAAGAAGAGAAGAAGACCGGGCAGUGGUGGAAACAGCUGCUGGCAGGAGGAGUGGCUGGUGCUGUUUCUCGAACAGGUACAGCACCAUUGGAUCGUCUCAAAGUGAUGAUGCAGGUUCAUGGUUCAAAAUCAAGCAAAAUGAACAUAGCCAGUGGUUUUAAACAGAUGGUGAAAGAAGGUGGUAUCCGCUCUCUUUGGAGGGGGAAUGGUGUAAAUGUUGUGAAAAUAGCUCCUGAAACUGCUAUUAAGUUCUGGGCUUAUGAACAGUACAAGAAGAUACUCAGUAAGGAUGAUGGAAAGUUAGGCACCAUUGAAAGAUUUGUAUCUGGUUCUUUGGCUGGGGCAACAGCACAAACUUCUAUUUAUCCCAUGGAGGUUUUAAAGACCAGAUUGGCUGUGGGUAAAACAGGGCAGUAUUCUGGGAUGUUUGACUGUGCUAAGAAAAUUUUAAAAAGAGAAGGUGUGAAGGCCUUCUACAAAGGUUAUAUUCCUAAUAUUCUGGGGAUAAUUCCUUAUGCUGGCAUUGACCUUGCUGUUUAUGAGCUCUUAAAGACUACAUGGCUAGAACACUAUGCAUCAAGCUCUGCCAACCCAGGUGUUCUUGUAUUGUUGGGAUGUGGUACCAUUUCGAGCACCUGUGGGCAGCUGGCCAGCUACCCUCUGGCUCUUGUCAGAACACGCAUGCAGGCUCAAGCCUCAGUGGAAGGUGCUCCUCAACUAAACAUGGUCGGCCUCUUUCAAAGAAUUAUUGCUACAGAAGGAGUACGAGGACUUUACAGGGGCAUAGCCCCUAAUUUUAUGAAAGUGCUUCCUGCUGUCAGCAUCAGCUAUGUUGUAUAUGAAAAAAUGAAGCAGAACUUGGGAAUAGCAUGAAGUGAAGGAAAAAGGUGAGAUGUUUCUAAUAUUAUUGGAAACACUAGAACAGAAGCUAUUUCUAAAGUAAUCUGUUCUCACAAUUAGAGAUAGAUCUCUGCAGAGAUCCACAACUCUUAUUUUUUUUCCCUAAAGUGGGAAGAAACUUCCUUAAUUUCCAACUCACCAUUUAAGAUACCUAUAUUGCACUUUAAAAUGUCACUGAAUU
This is a messenger RNA of Tinamus guttatus (white-throated tinamou), 1702 nucleotides long. It is a transcript of the gene SLC25A24, whose product is annotated as solute carrier family 25 member 24. Gene Ontology annotation, molecular function: calcium ion binding. Gene Ontology annotation, cellular component: mitochondrial inner membrane. The record is from RefSeq and is a predicted model, not a curated record. Lineage: Eukaryota; Metazoa; Chordata; Aves; Tinamiformes; Tinamidae. Gene Ontology annotation, biological process: transmembrane transport.